GUCUGUUUGUUCGUUGCAAUUAAACGUCAUCCACCACCACCUCUCAAUGCCAUCCGAGCCAAUUUUUCGUCUGCAAUAAUUUCAUCGUCGUACGGAGAACUGACGACGAAUAAGGAGUAAAGAAAAAAGAAACAAUGAUCAGCACGAUGCCAUGGAGAAGUUUCCACUGAAGGGUACACCACCAUCAAGUUCUAUGAACAGAUUACAUGCCAAUCCUCUCACAACCUACAAUUCGGUUGAUGCUAAGAAGGGGAAUGGCAUAGAAACAAGCAUUGACAAUCCAAACUAUCGGAUGGCUAUGGGAAGCAGAGGUGGCAGUUUGAGUAGUGAUGAAGAUAUACUAGAUGGAAAGCAUCAAGGAUCUUCUCAUCAAACUGAUAACACUCAAUCAUAUUACGAACGAAGUAUCAGAAUGGACGAUGCUACCUCACAUUUUUCAGUAGACUCGGAUGAUAUCCCGGGAAUCGGCCAAUACGACGAUUUUCACACGAUCGACUGGCAGAGAGACAUCGCCAGAGAUCGUAUGCACCAUCGCUACAUCUUGAAAAAGAAACACGAUUCGAUAUGGGAUUUGAUCAAAGGAGCUCAUGACGCAUGGUCGGGAUGGCUUUGCGUCCUUAUAGUUGGUCUUAUAACUGGCGUGGUUGCCGGUGUCAUAGAUAUUGGUGCGUCAUGGAUGACCGAUCUCAAGUAUGGUAUUUGCCCACAAGCUUUCUGGCUGAACAAGGAGCAAUGUUGCUGGUCGUACACUGAAACUUCUUUUGACGGUGAUAAUUGCUCGCAGUGGAGGACGUGGCCUGAAGUAUUUAGUAACGCGAAAGAAGGAGCUGGCGCUUACAUUCUUUCGUAUCUAUUUUACAUUGUGUGGGCACUAUUGUUUGCCUCCCUUUCAGCCUCUCUCGUACGAAUGUUUGCUCCUUAUGCUUGCGGAUCUGGUAUUCCUGAGAUUAAAACAAUUUUAAGCGGAUUCAUCAUCCGUGGUUAUCUCGGCAAAUGGACCUUGAUCAUAAAGUCAGUAGGCCUGAUAUUGUCUGUGUCGGCGGGUCUGAAUCUCGGCAAAGAGGGCCCAAUGGUCCAUAUUGCUUGCUGUAUCGGUAAUAUUUUGUCGUAUUUAUUCCCCAAGUAUGGUAGGAACGAAGCGAAAAAGAGGGAAAUAUUAUCGGCUGCUGCCGCUGCUGGUGUGUCGGUGGCUUUUGGUGCGCCUAUCGGUGGUGUACUUUUCAGUUUGGAAGAGGUCAGUUAUUAUUUCCCAUUGAAAACACUAUGGAGGUCUUUCUUCUGUGCUCUGGUAGCAGCUUUUGUUUUGAGAUCAAUCAACCCGUUCGGCAACAAGCACUCCGUUCUAUUUUUCGUUGAAUAUAAUAAUCCUUGGAUAUUCUUUGAGCUUAUUCCAUUCAUAAUUCUUGGUAUCAUUGGAGGAAUUAUUGGAACUCUAUUUAUCAAAGCUAAUUAUCGUUGGUGUCGUUAUCGCAAGUCAUCUAAACUUGGACAAUACCCAGUAACCGAAGUAUUAGUGGUGACUGUUCUUACUGCGGUCAUUGCAUUCCCAAAUCCUUAUACAAGAAUGAGCACCAGUCAAUUGAUUUACUUACUGUUUAGGAAAUGUGGAGCAGCUGACACUAAUAUGUUAUGCAAUUAUCAGCGAAGUUUCGUCGACGCAAAUUCAAUUUACUUGUUGAUCCUGGCAUUUAUUUUCAAAUUCCUAAUGACAAUAUUCACGUUUGGUAUGAAAGUCCCUUGUGGUCUUUUCAUUCCAUCAUUGUGCAUGGGGGCAAUAGUCGGUCGUUUGGUUGGCAUUGGCAUGGAACACUUGGCAUUCACUUAUCCACACAUCUGGAUGUUCGGUGAAGAAUGUUCGACGGAAGACGGGUGCAUUACACCAGGACUUUACGCGAUCGUUGGCGCUGCCGCAGUACUAGGAGGCGUUACAAGAAUGACAGUAUCUCUUGUUGUCAUCAUGUUCGAGUUGACUGGUGGAGUUAGAUAUAUUGUACCUUUGAUGGCUGCUGCAAUGGCGAGCAAAUGGGUCGGCGAUGCUUUAGGCAAACAAGGAAUCUACGACGCGCAUAUUGGGUUGAACGGUUAUCCUUUCCUCGACAGCAAGGACGAAUUCCAACACACGACUCUCGCGGCUGACGUUAUGCAACCCAAGCGCAACGAAACACUACAUGUACUUACUCAAGACUCGAUGACCGCGGAGGACGUUGAAAAUCUACUAAAAGAGACCGAGCAUAAUGGAUUUCCGGUUAUCGUAUCCAAGGAGUCGCAAUAUCUCGUUGGUUUUGUUCUAAGGAGGGACUUGAAUCUCGCACUCGCUAAUGCCAAGCGCAUGCUCGAGGGAAUCAAUCGACAGUCGCUUGUUAUCUUCACCAGUGGAAAUAAUAUUCAGACAUACAGUCAUCCACCGUUGAAAUUGAAAAAAAUAUUAGAUAUGGCGCCAAUUACUAUUACGGAUCAAACGCCCAUGGAAACUGUCGUCGAUAUGUUUAGGAAGCUGGGUUUGCGACAAGUCCUUGUUACGCAUAAUGGGCGUCUGUUAGGAGUCAUUACGAAGAAAGACGUAUUGAAACAUAUAAAACAGCUAGAGGAUGAGGAUCCUAAUUCAAUAUUAUUUAAUUAAUUGUAUUAUUGCACAUAUGAAAGUCCGUAGGCAAAUCAUCACAAAAGAAAACAAGAAAUCAUGCAAUCGAGAUUCAAGAAUAAAUGAGGAAACGAUAGUCUGAUAGUAAUUAUAGGUAUGUUGGAAAAAUUGUUGUUGAUUAAACUUGACUGGUGAACCGUAACAGAACAUCACACUAAAAUUCUGUAAGUAGGAAUGCCGCGAUGAUAUACACGCGCGCGCGCGCGCGCACACACACACACACACACACACACACACACACGAGCGCAUUGAAUGUCUGAUUCAUUAUUCAACUAAUUCUUUAUAGAGUCCAUUUUUAUUUUUAUCUUUAUUAUACAUAGCCAAUUGUGUAAUGUAAUCUAAUUGUAUCGAGUAUAUUGCCGUCGAUGUUCUCGAAUCUCGUUGUUUAUAUACAUGUAGUAAUUGUAAAAAGAAAAACGAAGAAAUCACAAAGUCUCCAAGAAAUGUAUUCGAGUUACAUUGACGUAUUAAUGGCAAAAAAUUAUCAAUAUUUGUAAUUAGGCUUAGAAACAAAAGUUGCGAGAACGUUGAUCCGAGAUAAGGGGAGAUAAAAGAGACGGCAGAUGCGUUAUUUUUCUCAUCGGAAGAUUUGUACUGAUAUUUUAAUCUUGAAUAUGCAAGUAAUUUUAAGUGACGUAUGAAGAAAAAAAUCUUUUUUGCCUGAUUCAUGACAGAUUAUUGAUAAAUUAUGCAUGUAUAUUUUGUAAAAUUUGAAAUUUUUAGAAAGAUCUCUACAAAAUCGAUAAUGAAUUUGUUAAUCUUGCUUCGUAUAAUUGUAAUGUAUAAUCAAAGUGUACAAGUUUAAAACUUCUAGCUCUUUCGAACUACUCGCGAACAGCUUAGUUAAGAAAUGGUUUUAUAAAGAAUAAACUGAGACACUCAAUAAGGUAAUGACAAUUUGUCAUUUGUGUAAUCGGAUGAGAAAUGGUGGAUGAUUUGAGUGUUUUAGGUGAAUAUUGUUGCAAUUAAUAAUAUUGUGGUAUUUGUCUUUGUUGAUUUUGAUUAUAUUCUUAAAUGAUUGUGGUUGUUGUAUAUUUUUUACAGCCUUGAUAAGGGAAAUUUAUUACAUUCCCGAAACAUUGGUAUUAUAGAUUUUAUACACUAAAGUUAUGAUCAGAGCAAUCAGUGAGUACAUGAGCUCAGUUUAUCCUCGAUAAACCCAUUUUUGAACUAAAAAGUACACACGUCUUUUCAACGACUCAAUUUUUUUAACUCUAAAUAGAUGAAAUUCGUUAAAUUAUUAUUCACUGAAUUUUCUUUAUCGUAAUCUAUAUUUGUUUUAUUAUUUUAGAAACAUACAUUUAUAAUCAGGUGGCUUUGAAAUAAACUUUAAUGGUAUUUGCCGUAAGCAGCCUGUUUUUAAGUGCAAAAAUUAUACAGAUCUAUACAAUUGUUUGUUUAAUAAAAGCACAUUUUCAUUAUU
Molecule: messenger RNA, 4064 nt
Organism: Phymastichus coffea
Lineage: Eukaryota; Metazoa; Arthropoda; Insecta; Hymenoptera; Eulophidae
Gene: ClC-c
Product: H(+)/Cl(-) exchange transporter 5
Exons: 11
Coding region: 152-2620 (822 amino acids)
Biological process (GO): transmembrane transport; chloride transport
Cellular component (GO): Golgi apparatus; membrane; synaptic vesicle
Molecular function (GO): voltage-gated chloride channel activity
Source: RefSeq, a predicted model, not a curated record